Messenger RNA from Peromyscus leucopus (white-footed mouse), 2653 nucleotides. It is a transcript of the gene Lgi4, whose product is annotated as leucine rich repeat LGI family member 4. The record is from RefSeq and is a predicted model, not a curated record. Gene Ontology annotation, biological process: myelination in peripheral nervous system; neuron maturation. Gene Ontology annotation, molecular function: protein binding. Bases 302 to 1915 code for a protein of 537 amino acids. Lineage: Eukaryota; Metazoa; Chordata; Mammalia; Rodentia; Cricetidae. The transcript is spliced from 9 exons.
ACACACACACACACACACACACACCAGAGAUCUACAGACCAAACCAGAGGCAGAGAGACAAAGACAGAAACAGACAUGAGGUUGCAGGGGUAGGAAACAAUAAUAGAAAGAUCGGGAGAGAGACCGACAGACAAUCCCACACUCCAGAUACGGGGAGAGAGGGACCGGCUGAGAGAGAGUAAGAAGGCGACCAGCCACAGGACAGCGUGGCCAGCAGCAGGAUGGAGGGGCAUCCCACAAAGAUGUAGUGGUCAGGGUCUGGCAGGGUAGGGUGAGUGGGGGCCUGGGCAGGGGCAGGGGCAUGGGAGGGGCAGGCAUUCUAUUGUUGCUGUUGGCCGGGGCUGGGGCAGGAGUGGCCUGGAGUCCCCCCAAGGCAAAGUGUCCCCCACGCUGCUCCUGUUCCAAGGAAAGUACCCUGUGUGAGGGCUCCUCCGGGCUGCCCGAGAGCUUCUCCGCCACGCUCCUGUCACUCUCCCUCAUCAAGAUGGGGGUCUCCCAGCUGAAGGCUGGCAGCUUCAUGAAGAUACCAUCACUGCACUUGCUGCUCUUCACAUCCAAUACCUUCUCCGUGAUCGAGGACGAUGCCUUCAUUGGCCUGUCCUAUCUGCGGUACCUCUUCAUUGAGGACAACAAGAUUGGCUCCAUCUCCAAGAAUGCCCUGAGAGGACUCCGCUCACUCACACACCUAAGCCUGGCCAACAACCACCUCGAGGCCCUACCCAGAUUCCUGUUCCGAGACCUGGAGACUCUGACUCAUGUGGACCUCCGUGGGAACCCGUUCCAGUGUGACUGCCGAGUACUUUGGCUGCUGCAGUGGAUGCCUACGGUGAAUGCCAGUGUGGGCCUGGGGGCCUGUGCAGGCCCCUCUGCCCUUGCCCGAAUGCAACUCAACCAUCUUGACCCUAAGAAGUUCAAGUGCAGAGCCACAGAACUGUCCUGGCUCCAGACUGUUGGGGAGUCGGCACUGAGCGUGGAGUCCUUCUCCUAUCAGGGGGAACCUCACGUGAUCCUGGCACAGCCCUUCGCUGGCCGCUGCUUGAUCCUGGUCUGGGACUACAGCCUGCAGCGCUUCCGGCCUGAGGAAGAGGUGUCCGCGCCCUCCGUGGUGUCCUGCAAACCUCUGGUGCUGGGCCCACACCUCUUCAUACUGGCUGCCCGCCUGUGGGGAGGCUCACAGCUGUGGUCUCGGUCUAGCCCCGACCUGCGUCUGGCCCCAAUACAGGUCCUAGCCCCUCAAAGGCUGCUGCGACCCAAUGAUGCAGAGCUCCUGUGGCUGGAUGGGCAGCCCUGCUUCGUGGUGGCUGACUCCUCCAAAGCUGGUAGCACCACGCUGCUGUGCCGCGAUGGGCCCGGCUUCUACCCACGUCAGAGCCUGCAUGCCUGGCACCGCGACACCGACGCCGAGGCCCUGGAGCUGGAUGGCCGACCGCAUCUGCUGCUUGCUUCCGCCUCCCAGAGGCCAGUGCUCUUCCAUUGGUUUGGUGGCCGCUUCGAGAGGCGCACAGACAUCCCAGAGGCUGAGGACGUCUAUGCCACGAAACACUUUCAGGCCGGUGGAGACGUGUUCCUGUGCCUGACACGAUACAUUGGGGACUCCAUGGUCAUGCGCUGGGACGGCUCCAUGUUCCGACUGCUACAGCAGCUUCCGUCUCGAGGUUCCCAUGUCUUCCAGCCACUGCUCAUCGCCAGAGACCAGUUGGCCAUCUUGGGCAGCGACUUCGCCUUCAGCCAAGUCUUCCGCCUUGAGCCUGAUAAAGGGAUCCUGGAGCCACUACAGGAACUGGGACCCCCGGCCUUGGUGGCCCCUCGAGCCUUUGCCCAAGUCAUGGUAGCAGGAAGACGCUUUCUAUUCGCAGCGUGCUUCAAGGGCCCCACGCAGAUCUACCAGCACCAUGAGCUGGAUCUCAGUGCCUGAGGCUGGGCAGGACCCUGGAAGUGGCUGUGGGGCUGGCAAGGACAUCCUACGACAUCUGGGUACCCACUCGGGCCUGGCAACCUGGCCAUCACAGCCUGUCCUGUGUGAUACAGACUACUGCUAUCCAAGUGCAUCAGCCUGGGUCAGGCUUAGCCUACCUUUUGGAAGAUCUGCACUUUAGGGAGAAACGGGAGGAGGUCUCUCUGCUCCCAGCAAUGUUUGGGGCUCUUGCAGUCUGAAGCCACAUUUUGGCUCCCUAGACAAUGGCUUGGGAGCUCAGCCUGGGACACAACAGGGAGCUGGGAUACAGAAAUCAAAAGAACAAUCUGCUGAGCUCAAGAGGUCUGGAUAUCCCGCCCUCAACGACCCCUUGGUCCUGCUCCAUAUAAAGUACCGGGAGAGAGCUUUCUUUUCCACUCAAACUCGAACUGGCCAUUGGCUUUCGUGGAGGAGUGCGUAUCUCUGUGACGUCACAGUUGCUGGGCAGUUUCCGGGACUGGUACUUUGCUGCUUGUGCGCAUGUCUGCUGCCAAACUCCGAUUGGGGAGUUUUGAAGCUUUUACGCAUGCGCAGAAAAAGUGACAGGGUAGAGAUGAGUCUGGAGGUGUCAGAGAAAGCCCUGGGUACCCCGUUCCCAGAAUGUGACAGGGGCAAGAACAGAAAGUGUGUGAGUUCAAUAAAUGCCCUGCGCUCCCGACCUGCCCGGUCUGUGGGCUCAUGGCAGGAAGGUCUUGUGAA